Argiope bruennichi is the source of this 1980-nucleotide messenger RNA. RefSeq lists its product as uncharacterized. The transcript has 3 exons. Lineage: Eukaryota; Metazoa; Arthropoda; Arachnida; Araneae; Araneidae. The record is from RefSeq and is a predicted model, not a curated record. Bases 1 to 1980 code for a protein of 659 amino acids. Gene Ontology annotation, molecular function: RNA-DNA hybrid ribonuclease activity; nucleic acid binding.
AUGAAGCCUGUCGCGACAGUCACAAACAGCAGAAAAAGUUAUGGAACAUCUUUCGAAGGUAUCCUACCACAAAGAACCUUGUCGCUUUUAAAAAAAACCAAAGCACUAGCUCGCCGCAUCGUCGUCGUAGUCGGAGGGAAUCCUGGGGUGCUGAUCAAACUUCCCUACUACACAUUUACCAAGCACUCAUCCUCUCCCGAAUUGAUUAUGGAUGUAUGGUUUAUGGCUCUGCACGUCCUACAGUUUUGCGGCUUUUGGGCACCAUCCACCACACUGCUCAGAGGAUAUGUUCAGGAGCGCUUCUCCAAUAGAGGGCUUGUACGUCAUAUGUCACCAGUUACCUCUUCAUUUAAGGCUUUGUACUUGGAUGAUCUGCAGAUUUCUUAUGAAGGUAGUAACAUGAGCCUAAUUGAGAGGCAAUUACAAAAUGCCGUGAAUAAAGUAGUGGCAUGGUGCAAGGGCAAUGGAUAUGCUAUCUCUCCUGGGAAGAGUCGCUGUCUACAUUUUUGCAGGAAGAGAGGGAUUCAUCCAGAUCCGAAUAUUUUCAUUGAGAAUGUUUCUAUUCCUGUUGUGAACGAGAUACGAUUUUUGGGAGUGAUUUUCGAUCAUAAACUGACUUUCCUUCCUCAUAUCUUAUACCUGAGGAAGAAGUGCGAGAAGUCCUUGAAUAUUUUGAAGGUACUAUCCAGAACAUCUUGGGAAGCUGAUCGAACCUUCCUACUCCGUAUUUACCAAGCAGUAAUUCUCUCUCGAUUAGAUUACGCUUGUAUGAUAUACGGUUCAGCCCGUGCGUCUGUUUUGCGGCAUUUGGAUACCAUUCACCAUUCUGCUUUAAGGAUCUGCUCAGGGGCAUUCCGAACUUCCCCGGUAGAGAGCCUGUAUGCUAUUUGUUACCAACUACCUCUUUAUCUAAGACGAAAGAAGCUAUCUGCCCUUUAUCAUUUUCGAACAAAGUCUCUGUCAAAUCAUCCCAUUUCCCAAACAACUUUACCAGUUGGUCUUCGAAGACUCUAUGAUGCCCGAUCCUCUCACAUUCUCCCAUUUACUGAGAGGAUCAAAGCAAUUCUCCACGAUUUAGAUAUUAAUGAAGUUUCCAUAAAACCGCAUGAUUUCUUUUCCUUUCCACCCUGGGAUAUCCCAAAAUUUUCCUUUCUGAAUCCCUUCUCAGGAUUCGACAAAAAUUCAACUGCUCCAGUUGUUUUUCAACAGCUAUUUAACUAUCAUCGCUGUCGGUAUUCUUCAUUUACACCAAUAUUCACUGACGGUUCCAAAUCAGUUGAUCAUGUUGGUUGUGGCAUUGUUCUCCCAUCUGGUGUUCUGAGCUAUCGUAUACAUAAGUACUGUUCUGUAUUCACUGCUGAGCUAGUAGCCAUUUUUUAUGCUCUCCAGGAAAUUUCCUCCUUGGCUCAACGGAAUUUUAUUAUUUAUACCGAUAGCAUGAGUGCAUUAGAAACUCUUUCUCACUACCACAAUAAGAUGCACCCGAUUGCUAAUAGCAUUCUGUUUACUUUGAGUCAUUUGAAGAUCGCGGGUUUUAAUGUCAUUUUCAGCUGGGUGCCAAGUCAUGUUGGUAUCCCUGGGAAUGAGAUGGCGGAUUCUUUAGCUAAAUCUGCAUCCUCCUUCCUAAACCAAGAACUCCCAUACUGUGAUAUCAAGAGACUAUUGGCGUGUCGUGUUUUGAUUACUUGGCAAGAAACGUGGGAUUUAUUGACCCACAAUAAAUUGCACUCUGUCAUGCCGUCCAUUGCUAUGUGGCCACCUCUUCCUAUCCGUGAGGUAGAUGUCAAGCUAACACGCCUCCGUAUAGGACAUACGCGCUAUACUCACAAACAUCUGAUCUUUGGCGAAAGGGCAUCAAUGUGUCAGACGUGUCAUGUUGAUUUAAGUAUUAAGCAUGUUUUAAUUGAAUGUCCUGUCUACCAUCCCCAUCGUGUCAGCUUUUUCAAUACAUCAUCCGUAACUAACCGACUUGGUGGGUGA